AUGUUUGGCAGGGAACACCCGCCUCAUAGCGUUGAACUACCUGUAGGUGUUGAGGGAAUUUCAACAAAAUCUUCUGUUCAGAUUCCUAUAUGCACCGUUUGCACCAUUGCAGGAAAGACACAUCGAAGUUCGCUCCUUCACCAGUAUCGAAAACUGCUACUCAUCUACUGCGGCGAUGCCGAUGAGAAGAAAAUAGAAACCUGCGUAGUGGCUGUGAGGAAUGGUUACAACCUGGUAGAGGACCACGCCGCCAAAACGCACCUUCUGUACAAUACGGAGUCGCAGAUAACUCACACUCUAAAUCUUGACUGCUCACGAACCGUUGAAGACUACGACACUGACGGCUUUUAUGAUGAACCUGAUAAGUUGAUAUUCAAUAUGCCGAGCCAUUCUCCUCGAACGAGACGGUGA
This is a messenger RNA of Necator americanus (New World hookworm), 411 nucleotides long. RefSeq lists its product as uncharacterized. NCBI's taxonomy places the organism in Eukaryota, Metazoa, Nematoda, Chromadorea, Rhabditida, Ancylostomatidae. The coding region runs from base 1 to 411 and encodes 136 amino acids. The transcript has a single exon. The record is from RefSeq and is a predicted model, not a curated record.